This is a messenger RNA of Lathyrus oleraceus (garden pea), 1533 nucleotides long. RefSeq lists its product as uncharacterized. NCBI's taxonomy places the organism in Eukaryota, Viridiplantae, Streptophyta, Magnoliopsida, Fabales, Fabaceae. Bases 1 to 1533 code for a protein of 510 amino acids. The record is from RefSeq and is a predicted model, not a curated record. The transcript has a single exon.
AUGUUUGAGCAUGAUAAGGAGUCCUUCAAGGAGUAUGCUCAAAGAUGGAGGGAGUUGGCUUCACAAGUUGAACCACCUCUGGCUGAGAAGGAAUUGGCUGAACUGUUUAUCGACACUGUCCAACCUCAAUUCUACGAGAAGAUGGUUGGAAGUGCUUCCCUGGGAUUCUCGGAGCUUGUAGCUAUAGGGGCUCGCGUUGAAUAUGGUGUAAGGAACGGAAAACUGGCGGCUGUAGCAGGAACUUCAAACGCUAAUCAAAAGAAGUUCGUUGGAAGGUUUCCCAGAAAGAAGGAAGGGGAAACAAAUGCUGUGACUGAUGGCCAGGGAAGAGCUCCUCCAAGAAGGAGACCACAACAAUAUCCACCUCAACAGUAUGUUCAACAACCAAUUCCCUAUCAGCAACCCAUGUAUCCCGUCCAGUAUGCUCCGCAACCGUACGUGGCUGCUGUGACGCCUGCAUUCAAUCAACAGCCUGCUCAGGCUUAUCAAGCGCCUCCAGUCUAUCGACCAGCUCCAGUUCAACAACGUGCUGCGGCUCCGCCAGCUUAUCAACAAGCACCAAUAGCUCCUGUUUAUCAACAGCCGAGAGCUCAAGCGCCAAGGCAAAAUGCUCAGAACCAGAACAGGAGGCAAGGGGAGAGGGUGACCUUCAAUCCAAUCCCAAUGACGUACACUGAGUUGUAUCCCUCCCUAUUGAAAAAGGGUUUGGUGGUUCCCAGGCCUAUGGGACCUCCACCUGAUCGUCUGCCUCCAUGGUACAACCCUAAUGCACACUGUCCUUUUCAUGAAGGUGCCCCCGGGCAUGACCUAGAGGGUUGCUACGCUCUGAAGCAUAAGGUUCGUGAAUUGAUUGAGAGCAAGAUCUUAUCUUUUAAGGACAUGGGACCGAAUGUGAAGAACAAUCCUCUUCCUCCCCAUGGUGAUCCUGCAGUAAACGCCAUUGAAGACGCUUCUGUUGGUGUUAUGGUUGAUAAGGUGGAUGAUAUAAAGACUCCUUUGGCAGCAUUCCACACCCGAUUGGUAGAAGCUGGCCUGAUUAAUGUUAAUCAUGACAACUGUGAAGAGUGUGCCACAUACCCAAAGGGAUGUCAGGUGGUACGUGACAACAUUCAAGAUUUGAUGGAUAAAGAAGUGCUUCAAAUAUCCAGUGUUGUGAAGAACGAAGAUGUGUUGGUAAUUGAACCUUGUUUCAAUUUACCUGAACCGGUUGAAAUCCCAUAUUAUAGUGGUGGAGUGGUUCCAGUGAAUAGUAAGCCUUCGCCUGUGGGAAUAUGUAUGCCCACGCCUUUUCCCUACGAGAACACCAAAGCUGUGCCUUGGAAAUAUGAGAUUACUGUUGUGGAUAAGGUUGUUGAAGGAAGUGAAGACGCUGAAGUGACAGAAGCUGUAAGUGAAGACGUCACCAAUAUUGCAGGAAUGAGCAGAAUGACCCGUAGCGGUCGAAUCUAUACGCCUGAAUUCUAUGUGACUCCUCAAGGGCUGGCCAAGGAAUCAACAGUUGUAACUCCUGCUAAAGAACCCGAAGUGGUCUAA